Messenger RNA from Drosophila ananassae, 1861 nucleotides. Its product is annotated as apyrase. NCBI's taxonomy places the organism in Eukaryota, Metazoa, Arthropoda, Insecta, Diptera, Drosophilidae. The coding region runs from base 127 to 1785 and encodes 552 amino acids. Gene Ontology annotation, biological process: AMP catabolic process. Gene Ontology annotation, molecular function: hydrolase activity, acting on ester bonds; metal ion binding; nucleotide binding. Gene Ontology annotation, cellular component: plasma membrane. The record is from RefSeq and is a predicted model, not a curated record. The transcript has 8 exons.
GAAGCCCAUUCAGAUUUGGCAGACCUCGAGCUGGCGGCGAUUUUGGCCAUUCAGUUGCCUUAUCGACGCCCAUCCGGCAGGGUGUAAAGUAAUACCCCCAUCGCUCCGGACAUCCAAACCCAAAAAAUGGCCAACAAUCAGGUGGCUUUCUUGAUUCUAAUAAUCGCUGGGAUAGCCAGUAGCGGGAGUGAGGCUGCCGACAAGGAUGGCUUCCCAGUGGCCAUCAUCCACAUCAACGACUUGCACGCGAGGUUCGAGGCCACGGACACCUCCGGCGGCACCUGCGACGAGGGCGAGACCUGCAUCGGUGGCUAUCCCCGCACCGUCUACACGAUCCGUCGCCUCCUCGCCGAGCAGGCCGAACUGAAUCCCAUCUACAUCAAUGCCGGCGACAGUUUCCAGGGCACCUUGUGGUACAACCUUGGUCGCUGGAAUGUCACCCAGGAGAUGCUCAAUCUCCUGCCCGCCGAUGCCAUGACCCUCGGCAAUCACGAGUUCGACAAUGGCGUGGAGGGUGUGGUGCCAUUCCUGGAGACGAUCAACACCAGCAUGCUGGUGGCUAACAUGGACUGCGCCCACGAACCCACCAUGGAUGGCCUGUACAAGAAGUCCGAGAUCAUCGAGAGGAACGGUCGCAAAAUCGGUCUGAUCGGCGUUAUCCUGGAGACCACUUACGAACUGGCCAAUACUGGAAAACUGAUCUUCCGGAACGAGAGCGACACAAUCCGUGAGGAGGCAGCGCUGCUGAAGGCCCAAGGUGCCAACAUCAUCAUCGUGAUCUCCCACUGCGGCUAUGAUGUGGACAAGGACAUCGCCGCCAACGCCGGUGAUGUGAUCGACGUAAUUGUGGGCUCCCACUCCCAUACAUUCCUCUACACGGGUGAUCCGCCGGGUCCCCAUAGUCCUGCUGGUCCCUAUCCCACUGAGGUGGUUCAUAGCACCGGACAUCGCGUCCUUAUUGUCCAGGCAUCGGCGUAUGCCCGGUAUGUUGGUAACUUGGUGGUCUAUUUCGAUGACAAUGGCGAUGUGGUGGACUUUGAGGGAGCUCCGCUCUACAUGGGACAAGAUGUGCCACAGGAUCAGGAUGUACUGGCGGCCAUGGUGCCAUGGCAGGUGGAAAUCGACAAGAAGGGCAAGGAGGUGAUUGGCAGCACCAAGGUGGAUCUCACCAAGGACGACUGCGCCCAGGGCGAGUGCAAUUUGGGCAACUUCUUCUGCGAUGCGAUGGUGCAUUCGUUUGUGGGAAUGGCUCCAUUCGAGGACAAGGCCUGGACCAAUGUUUCUGCAGGACUUAUGAAUAUUGGAGGACUAAGAGUACCUCUCACCAGGGGAAAUCUCACCUAUGCCCACAUGGUCAGCAUGUCACCCUUUGAGAACACCCUGGUGGCCUACAGCCUGCCUGGCUCCAAAAUUGUAGAGGCCAUGGAGCAUGCCGCCAGUAAAGUGGACUUGGAGCAGAAUACCACUGGCUCCUACAUUAAUCUUCAGUUCUCCGGCAUACGGGUGAAGUAUGACUACACCAAGCCAGUGGGAUCCCGUGUGAACUCCGUGUCGGUGCGCUGUGCCGACUGCGAGGUUCCCAAGUAUGAGGCCCUGGUGAGCGAUAAGCUCUACCGGCUCACCUCCCCGGACUUCCUGCAGCAGGGCGGCGAUGGCUAUACCAUGCUAGCCGAGGGCACCAACAUCCAGCGGGGAAUUACCGAUCUGGAUGCCCUAAUCUCGUACAGCAACCACCUUGGUCCGAUUAUCCACGGUCUGGAGGGACGUAUUACUGUUCUUAACUGAUCCAGGAAUCAGAAAAAUGCUGUACUGCCAUAAAGUUUCAUUUUUUUUAAAUUAAAAACUUUUCAAAAGUUAAAAA